CUUCUGUGGCUGAAGAAAUUUUGGAAAUUGUUGAAAUGUUUAUUGUUGUUAAAAUACCUACAUACCUACAAUAUUAAAAAUCUAGUAAUAAGCUAAAAAUGGAUACAACUAAAAUCUGUCGUUGCUGUCUCGUUGAAGGAGCUACAAGAGAUUUAAGCACUAGUUACAGUUUGUGUGAAAAAAAGGAAAUUUAUUCAGAAAUGUUGCAAGAAUGCUUCAACAUUGUUUUAAUGCCAAGCGCCAACAACAACGGUAUAUGUGAAAUGUGCGUGAAGCACCUCCGAGACUCGUUCUACUUCAAGCAGCAGGUGAUCAGAGCCGAGGACGCCUUCUUGAACAGACUCACUUAUGUAGAAGAAGAAGAUACAAAACCGUUAGUGAAGACAGAACCUGAGCAGAGUGAUUGUGAUUCUGAUAACUUUGUUGAUGCAAUUAAAGAAGAAUCACCUUUAAUAGAUGAUAGAGACACUAACGAUAAUACAGAUACGAAAUCCGAGCGGCCGCGGAGGAAAACCAGAACUAGGAGUGAAAAGACUGAGGAGAACCACAGGAAAAUAGCUAACUUUGUCACCAAAUUAGCUAUAAAUUCAGGCAAGCUACCCAUGAAGUCGUCAAAACAGAAAAGUAGUACCAAGAAAAAGAAAGCGAAACAGAAUUCAAUAGAUCUAACGUGGACAAAGAAAUCUGUCGCAGACAAACGGAAACACAGAGACAACUUACUAACUAUACUGAAAUAUUCCAAUGUUAUACCGUUCAAACACAAGAACUUGCUCGGUUUUGUCUGUGGUUACUGCGAUGCUACGUACCCAGACCCUCUAGACUUGAGGUCUCACACCGAGAAAGAUCACGAAAAAGAAAGAUUCGAAUUCAAAUCAUCGUUCGAUAUGGCAGAGUACAGCGUUAAGUUAGACAUAACGGACCUAAUAUGCAAGAUAUGUACCACAAAAAUGGAUAAUUUGACGAAACUAAAGGACCACCUAGUUAAAAACCAUAAUAAAAUCGUCUACAACGAUAUAAAGGACCAUAUAAUGCAGUUUAAAUUGAAAAAGGGUGAUGUGUUUGAUUGUGUCAUGUGUCCAUCGACGUAUGAAACGUUUAAAAUGUUGAAACAGCAUAUGAAUAAACAUUACGGGAACUACAGCUGUACUAAAUGUGAGAACUCUUUCGCUACCAAGCGUUCGUUAAACGCACACCAGGGUACCCAUCAAGACGGAAGUUUUAAGUGUGAUUUGUGUGAAAAAGUGUUUUCGAGUCGAACUAAAAAGCAAUAUCACGAGAAGACCAAACAUAUGGGCACGAGGAAUAUUAGCAAUUGUCUAUUAUGUAACGUACCGUUCCGUUCGUACUACCAACGGAACCAACACAUGGUUAAGGUCCACAAUUCGGAGGCCCAAUACAAAUGUAACGUGUGUAACAAGGGUUAUGUGUUGAAGUCUCUACUCAUGUGUCAUAUAAAGAAGAACCAUUUGAUGGAACGGAACUGUCAGUGUACGGAGUGUGGUUAUAGGUUUUUUAGUAAUAAAGCAUUGAAAGCGCAUAUGGUGAAGCAUACCGGGGAGAGAAAGUAUGCAUGCGAGGUAUGUCAUAAGUCAUAUGCGAGGAAGUACACUUUGAGGGAGCAUAUGCGUAUCCAUAAUAACGAUAGGCGGUUCAAGUGUGAAGUGUGUGCGACAUCCUUUGUCCAAAAGUGUAGCUUGAAGAGUCAUUUGCUGUCACAUCACGGAAUCAGUUUGGCUGCAAGUGAUAUCACUUCCAGAUCUUGAAUCUUGGCGUUGUUAUUUUAAAAAUCCUAUAGGAACUGUUUGAUUUUCUGAGCUGAAAAGUAGUCUAUGCCACUCUCUAGGUGUCUCCGUUGCUCCGUUGCAACGUGAUUGAAGGACAAACCAAUUUGAUUACGCAGUUAUAAUAUGGGUAGUGAUUACACAAGUCAUUUUUUUUUCUUGAUAAUGAAUGCCAAUGAGUUACUCCAUUGAAUUACGAUCUACCCUUAUCACUGGCUAAUUAGCAUGAUAGCGCAAGC
Molecule: messenger RNA, 2020 nt
Organism: Maniola jurtina (meadow brown)
Lineage: Eukaryota; Metazoa; Arthropoda; Insecta; Lepidoptera; Nymphalidae
Product: zinc finger protein 836-like
Exons: 5
Coding region: 99-1763 (554 amino acids)
Biological process (GO): regulation of transcription by RNA polymerase II
Cellular component (GO): nucleus
Molecular function (GO): RNA polymerase II cis-regulatory region sequence-specific DNA binding; zinc ion binding; DNA-binding transcription activator activity, RNA polymerase II-specific
Source: RefSeq, a predicted model, not a curated record